Messenger RNA from Myotis myotis, 1537 nucleotides. It is a transcript of the gene RASD1, whose product is annotated as ras related dexamethasone induced 1. Gene Ontology annotation, molecular function: GTPase activity; GTP binding. NCBI's taxonomy places the organism in Eukaryota, Metazoa, Chordata, Mammalia, Chiroptera, Vespertilionidae. The record is from RefSeq and is a predicted model, not a curated record. The coding region runs from base 97 to 915 and encodes 272 amino acids. The transcript has 2 exons.
ACUCUGCCCGAGAGGCUAAGGCUGCGAGCCCAGCCCGGAGCCCAAGCAGAACCCCAGCCACUCGGCGCUACUCUCGCCCUGCAGCCCCUCCGCCCAAUGAAACUGACCGCGAUGAUCAAGAAGAUGUGCCCGAGCAACUCGGAGCUGAGCAUACCGGCCAGGAAUUGCUCCCGCCUGGUCAUCCUCGGCUCGUCCAAGGUGGGCAAGACGGCCAUCGUGUCGCGCUUCCUCACGGGCCGCUUCGAGGACACCUACACGCCCACCGUGGAGGACUUCCACCGCAAGUUCUACGCCAUCCGCGGCGAGCUCUACCAGCUCGACAUCCUCGACACCUCCGGCCACCACCCGUUCCCCGCCACGCGGCGCCUCUCCAUCCUCACUGGAGACGUUUUCAUUCUGGUGUUCAGCUUGGACAACCGCGAAUCCUUCGAGGAGGCGCAGAGGCUCAAGCAGCAGAUCCUGGACACCAAGUCCUGCCUCAAGAACAAACCCAAGGGGCGGGUGGACGUGCCCCUGGUGCUUUGCGGCAACAAGGGCGACCGGGACCUCCACCGCGAGGUGGAGCCGGCCGAGGUCCGGCAGCUGCUGGGCGACGGCCCCCAGCGCUGCGCCUACUUCGAGGUCUCGGCCAAAAAGAACAGCAGCCUGGACCCCAUGUUCCGGGCGCUCUUCGCCAUGGCCGGGCUGCCCGGGGAGAUGAGCCCGGGCCUGCACCGCCGCGUGUCCGCGCAGCACUGCGAGGCGCUGCACCAGGCGCUGCGGGGCGGGAAGCCGCUGCGCGCCGGCGGCCCGGGGGGCGCCCUGGGCAUCGUGGCGCCCUUCGCGCGCCGGCCCAGCGUGCACAGCGACCUCCUGUGCGUGCGCGAGAAGGCGGGCGGCCAGGCCAAGGACAGGGAGCGCUGCGUGAUCAGCUAGGGCUCCCGCUUCCCGAGGCCGACAGCAGGACCGAAGGAAGACCCUGUCGUUUAAAAGUCAAAGCCAGGUCCGGGCCGGCCCUGAGCUUCAAGUGUCCCUGCGUCUUCCCUCCCCAGAGCCCGGCCCACCAACUGGGAGGUGAAAACGGAGGAGGGCUGGUCAUCUGCUUUGGAAGGAAAGCGAACUGGGUCACAGGUGGGACCCACCCCCACCCCACGUCUGAGCGCCCACUGGCACGCACCAACCCCUGCGCCCUGACUUGGUGGGCACAGGUCCAACAGAGGGUGAACUUGCCCGGUUUCUCAGAGACCCAAUAGUUGGGAAGGUGUGUGUGGAAGUGAAUCAGCCACCGCUGGGCUCCCAGAAGCCGUCCUGCCCGCCGCAGGGUAAGGGAGACCAGGGCAUUCACCUGUCUGCGAUUGGGCUGCCGUGGCAGCUGGAAAAAGCUUUUGCCCUGAAACUAAGGGGUCAGAUCAGCCAAGUGACUUGUUUACAUGUGUGUGUGAAACUGCACAAGGAAAAAACUUCGUGAACAUGAACAAAACCUUAUCCAGUGUUUAUACUGUGAGACCGUCUGUUAUUGUUACUGGUUAUUUUACUAUAAAAUAAUUUAAAAUGAAAA